AUGGCGGAUUUCGGCCAGUCUGCGGGAGGCAGGGCGUCUGGCAAGCGGAGGGCCUCAGCGGCCCAGCGGGUGGCACGAGCCUGCCGGGAGCUGGGGGCCGCCGCUGCGGAGCUAGAGCUGGGGACGGACCGGGAGCAGCAGGGGCGCGAGCUCACUGCGCAUUCCACACGGGGGGCCCGGCGUGCGCCGCAAGCAUGGGCCGGGCCCUCUUCUGUUUUGUCUUCCACAGAGGGCCGAGAAGAAGGGGAUUUGGCGGAUUUCGUGGAGGACGAUGAUUGGGCUGAGGAGGAUGAAGAUUUCGGGUCGGAGAGGUCGAUGGCAUCCGGUGAGUUGGUGCAGGCUAUAUCAAUUUCCACCACGAGCUCGAGUUCGCAUAGCUCUUCAUCUUCCUCCUCUUCCUCUUCUUUGGCGUCGCAAGCGUCCGACGCAGACAGUACUGCUAGAGCAAGGAGGGAGGCCGAAAAAUUUGCCAAGCGGGCAGCAAAACAGCAGAAGAGGCGUAAGCGACGCAAGCGACUUAGUGAGGAGGAGCGUAGGGCGAAAAAGCGGCGCGAUCUUCCGGGGGUAGUGCGCUGCGAGUACACCGCAGUUAUGCGGGGGCUGCGAGACAGCUGCCGCAAGAAGAUACUGCUGAGGAUCAUUGAGUUGGAUCAUCAGUGA
Pseudophryne corroboree (corroboree frog) is the source of this 660-nucleotide messenger RNA. Its product is annotated as zinc finger CCHC domain-containing protein 10-like. The record is from RefSeq and is a predicted model, not a curated record. Bases 1 to 660 code for a protein of 219 amino acids. NCBI's taxonomy places the organism in Eukaryota, Metazoa, Chordata, Amphibia, Anura, Myobatrachidae. The transcript has 2 exons.